Molecule: messenger RNA, 2114 nt
Organism: Neolamprologus brichardi
Lineage: Eukaryota; Metazoa; Chordata; Actinopteri; Cichliformes; Cichlidae
Gene: ficd
Product: FIC domain protein adenylyltransferase
Molecular function (GO): protein binding
Source: RefSeq, a predicted model, not a curated record
UCGAGGAUGUUCAAACGUUGAGCCUAAGGAAGUUGGUGAUGUGUGUAUUAUGUGUACAGCUGUUCCGACUCUGACAAAAAGCCAGCCGCCGUUUGGUCGUUAAGUUAGCUUAAGGUUUAGAGCCUCCGUUUGUAGCUAAAGGUAGCUUGCUUCCUAACUUACGGGCGUUAAAAGUUGUCUCGCUUAGUUGAUCUCUCGCGGCAGCUGCCAUGCUGCUCGUUUUCCUCCUGUUCGCCGCCUUUCGGGUCUCCAUGCUGGAGUGAAAAUAGAUGGGGGGCAUUACACCAGAAGAUGGAGGAUUUAACCAGGGGUCCUCAUGGCUGCUGUGAAGGCGUGGAGUUACUACAGCGCCCGUGUCCUAGGAGGAUGGGGCCCGCUGCUUUGCAUCGCCCUCGGCUCACUCGUGGCGCUCCUGAUGCCCAUGGUUGGGGUGGAGGAUCAGUGCUGUGCCUCCCUGAGAGGCAUCGCUCUGCUCCGCUGCCAGCUGUGGGGAAGUCCACAGCAGCAUCCAGCUGUGCAGUCCACCAGUCUCACCGUCCCCUUCACUGCUCUUGAUCUGCUGCCUCAGAGGCCCAAGCCGACCAAAGAGAUGGAGCUGGAGGCCAAAGCUGCACUGCAGUUGGCUCAGGAGAUGAAGAAACUUGGGAAGAGGGAGAAGGCUCACAAGCUGCUGGUGCAUGCACUUAGCAUGAACCCAGACUUCGUGGAUGCCCUUACGGAGCUGGGGACCAUUUUAGAGGAGGAGAAGGAUGUCGUCCAGGCAGAUCACCUGUACACCAAGGCCCUGGCCAUCUCACCGUGCAACGAGAGAGCUCUGGUUAGCCGAGACCGGACCCUUCCCCUGGUGGAAGAGAUUGAUCAGCGUUACUUCAGCAUCAUCGACAGUAAAGUGCGCCAGCUUAUGUCCAUUCCUAAAGGGAACUCUGCAUUCCGCCGAGUGAUGGAGGAGACCUACUACCACCACAUCUACCACACCGUGGCCAUCGAAGGCAGCACGCUCACGCUGUCAGAGAUUCGUCAUAUCAUUGAGACGCGUUACGCCGUCCCCGGAAAGAGCCUGCAGGAGCAGAACGAGGCGAUCGGGGUGGAUGCAGCCAUGAAGUACAUCAACACGACGCUGUUGUCCAGAUCAGGAGCCAUCACCGUCAACGACAUCCUGGAGAUCCACCGGCGGGUGCUCGGCUACGUAGACCCCGUGGAGGGAGGGAGGCUGCGCACCAAUCAGGUGUUUGUGGGCCACCACAUCCCUCCUCACCCUCGGGACCUGCAGAGACACAUGCAGGAGCUCGUUCAGUGGCUCAACUCCGACGAGGCGCUGCAGCUUCACCCCGUGGAAUACGCUGCACUCGCCCACUAUAAACUGGUGUAUAUACACCCAUUUGUUGACGGCAACGGACGUACGUCACGGCUGCUCAUGAACCUCGUGCUCAUGCAAGCGAGAUACCCACCAAUUACUAUCCGCAAGGAACAACGGGCUGAAUACUACGCCGCUCUGGACACAGCCAACGAGGGUGAUGUGCGGCCCUUCAUCCGCUUUAUAGCCAAAUGUACAGAAAUAACUUUGGACACGUUGUUGAUUUCUACUACGGAGCACGCCGUAGGGCUGCCGGGAGCAGGCCAGGACCAGACCUGUUUCGACUGCAAGCAGACCAUCCCAUUCCACAAUUGACCAUAGGGUAGGGAUACAGGAGCAUGGCAACACUGGCAUGCAAACAUAGAUGUCAUUUCAUUUCAGAGCUCCAUCAUAAAAUGUGAAUUCCUUUGUCCACAUCAUACCCAUCAUUCCCCCCUCACAGUUUGGAUUCUGUGCUUGCUGAAUUCAUCAGCCUGCUUCAGGAAGGUGAACUGAAAUUUGCUUUUUGUCGUGUCAGGUUUGCUUUACCACACCCUAAUUUUCCUACACAAUGAAAAGUCGUGUUGUGGGAGAGUUUAGGUGUUUUAAUUCUCCAUCAUAUUACGAGGAAACAAGAUUUCUGUCGGACUUGAAUCUUCAAUUUCAACUGCGGAUGUGCACGGUGAACAUUUAGUUCUUUGACAUAAAGAUGUCUCCAGACACUGUAAUGCACUUUCCUGUCUUUUCUUAUUUAUUUUAAAAUAAAAGUGGUUUAUAAUGA